CUCGAUGGCCGCUGCGCCGCGGCCUUUGGUACAGAAGACAGACCAACAGAUCGUCCAAUACCACCUCGAGAUGAAGUCUUUGAAUACAUCAUAUUCCGUGGGAGUGAUAUUAAAGACCUCACCGUUUGUGAGCCACCGAAACCACAGUGCUCUUUGCCUCAGGACCCAGCUAUCGUGCAGUCUUCACUAGGUUCAUCUGCGUCUUCAUUCCAGUCAGUGGGUUCCUACGGACCUUUUGGCAGGAUGCCGACAUAUAGUCAGUUCAGUCCAAGUUCAUUAGUCGGGCAGCAGUUUGGUACUGUUGGUGUUGCUGGAAGUUCCUUGACAUCAUUUGGAACUGAAACAUCAAACAGUGGUACUUUGUCCCAAAGCAGUGCAGUUGGUUCUGCCUUUACACAGGAUACAAGAGCUAUAAAAACACAGUUAUCUCAAGCUGAAGUACACAAAGUUUCAAGACCAGAAAAUGAGCAACUCAGAAAUGAUAACAAGAGACAAGUAGUUCCAGGUGCUCCUUCAGCUCCCAGGAGAGGGCGUGGAGGUCAUCGAGGUGGCAGAGGAAGGUUUGGUAUCCGGCGAGAUGGUCCAAUGAAAUUUGAGAAAGACUUUGACUUUGAAAGUGCAAAUGCGCAAUUUAACAAGGAAGAGAUCGACAGAGAGUUUCAUAACAAACUUAAAUUAAAAGAAGAUAAACUUGAGAAACAGGAGAAACCUGUAAAUGGUGAAGAUAAAGGAGACACAGGAGUUGAUACACAAAACAGUGAAGGAAAUGCAGAUGAAGAAGAUCCUCUUGGACCUAAUUGCUACUAUGACAAAACUAAAUCUUCCUUUGACAAUAUUUCUUGUGAUGAUAAGAGAAGACCAACCUGGGCUGAGGAAAGAAGAUUAAAUGCCGAAACGUUUGGAAUCCCACUCCGUCCAAACCGUGGCCGUGGGGGAUACAGAGGCAGAGGAGGUCUUGGUUUCCGUGGCGGCCGAGGGCGUGGUAGCGGGAGAGGUGGUGCCUUUACCACCCCUCGAGGAUUUCGGGGUGCAUUCAGAGGAGGUCGUGGGGGCAGAGAGUUCGCAGAUUUUGAGUAUAGAAAAACUACAGCUUUUGGACCCUAAAAGGUCUGGAUUGAUCGAACUACUUUCUGAAAGAAAGACAACAAAGUUGCUGCAUAGUCAACAAACCAGUCUUUGAAAAUAAGUGAAUUUCUAGCUCUUCAUGGUCCUGGAAAUUGGUUUCAGUCUUUGCGAAGAAUGAAGAAGUGAAUUUGCUGUAUAUUUGUCACCAGCACUGGGUUUUUGUUCGUUUGUUUUUCUGCUUCAUUUCAAAGAUAAAAUGCAGUUACUUUUGGGGGGAGGAACGCUCAUCUUUAAAAAAUGAGCAUUAAAUAUAUUUGGAAUAGCAGAAGGUUAAGUAAUUUCUUAUGUAUAGUUAAACUAAAGCAGUACUUCAAUGGGACUUAUAAGUAUUUUUUCAUCACUGAAAGGAUUUUUCUUAUCACUAAAUUGUAUUUGGCAAUUAUUGCAGGUUGCCUGCAGAUAGGGCCGUGAUACUGUGUUUUGAGCCACAGCAGGUUGUGUGUGUGUAUGUGUGUGGGUGUGUGUGUCUAUAUCUUUCUCUCUUUUUCUUUCUUUCUUUUUGGAAAUCCUGUAAUAUGAGGUAGCCUAUUUCGUCAAUUAAUUAGGAUGCUGGAUGGUAGAGAAUUUUGUCAGUCAACUAUGUACACACAGUAAAUACUGUUUCUUAGGCAAAGGUAACUUUUUUAUAUAGUUGUAAAAUUCCAUUAUAUUCCAUUGCCAAAGAAACAUUAAGAACUUUGUAUAGCUGUAUAAAAAGCAACUAAUUUUUUAAAGAAUAAACAUUUUAAAG
Molecule: messenger RNA, 1855 nt
Organism: Lepus europaeus (European hare)
Lineage: Eukaryota; Metazoa; Chordata; Mammalia; Lagomorpha; Leporidae
Product: protein LSM14 homolog A-like
Biological process (GO): cytoplasmic stress granule assembly; P-body assembly
Cellular component (GO): P-body
Molecular function (GO): mRNA binding
Source: RefSeq, a predicted model, not a curated record